UAACGAGCAGGACCCGUUAUUUCCUCCCGCUACCUUCGGGCGCCGCGCGGCCACGACCUCCCCCGUCCCGUCCCGUCCCGUUCCGUUUUGACCUUCAUCAGCCGGUAGUAGUAACCCACCGCCGCAAGCAUCCCACCGCGCUGAGCUGAGCUGCACGACGGACGCGGCGGCCCAACCCACCAACUCCUCUAUAAAUCCACCCGCGAGUGCCCCCACCUACCGUCUCCGCAGCCUCGCUCGCUUUCCCCAAAUCCACCACGGCGUCAGAUCGGCUCGGAGGAGGCGACGACUUGCCUUUGCUUCCUGCGCAAUUCUUGCGUUUUCUUGGAGUCAAUGGGCAGCGACUACGUCACCAGCCUGCUGAUGGGCGCCGCCGCCUCUGCUCCGGGGCUCGACUUCGGCGCGCUGGACGGCGGGUUCUUGGAGACGCUCUGCGGCGGCGGUGGCGACCUGUUCGGGACGGCGGCGGGGGGCGGCGGGUCCCGGGAGGGGUCGUCGGUGUCCGACCCGGCGUGGGCGCGCGCGAGGGACGGCGGCAAUGCCAGGAAGAGGAAGGCGCCCGCGGGAGCCGGCGGCGGGAAGGGCGAGGAGGCCUGCUUGGGCAAGGUGGGGGAGGCUAAGGGGCCGGAUGGGAAGAGGUGCAAAGUGGGCAGCGGCGAGAGCCCGGUGAAGCCGAAGGUGGAGGAGGCGACAGCGAGCGACGGCUCGGUCGGGGACAGGGGGACGAAGCAGAGCAAGGGGAAGAGCUCGAAGCCGGCGGUGGGUGAGGAGCCCAAGGACUACGUCCAUGUCCGGGCGAGACGAGGGCAGGCGACUGACAGCCACAGCCUUGCAGAGAGGGUUAGAAGAGAGAAGAUUGGCCAGAGGAUGAAAUUUCUUCAGGACCUGGUGCCAGGAUGCAACAAGGUGGUUGGCAAGGCACUCAUGCUUGAUGAGAUUAUAAACUACGUUCAAUCGCUGCAGCAGCAAGUUGAGUUCUUGUCCAUGAAGCUCGUGACCGUGAAUCCGCAACUUGACUUCAGCAACCUGCCUACACUCCUACACAAAGAUAUGUACCUAGCAUGUGGCCCUUCACAGAGUUCGGUCUUUCCAUUAGAAAGUGCUGGUGGGGCUUUUCCGUUUUGUGACCAAGCAGAUCUCUUCCAGUCCUUUGUUUCGGGUGCUAUGGAAGAUCAGUGUUCUCUAAGUCUGUUAGACACAGCUCUACCCCACACAACCAACCCACAGUUUGCUUUUCAGAAGCAGCAAAGGGACUUCUGGGAGGAUUGUCUACAAAAUGCUUUGCAUAUCCGCAGUGAGCAAAGCCAGGACGAUGGGGUUUCAGCACCGGAAUUUGACGGUCAGUUACAAGCUGAUUCUACAAAUAUUGAGUUCUAGUCCCUGGUAAUCUCCAAGGUUGAUAUUUUUGUAUAUAGGGAGUAUGAAGACCUGUGGCAAGUGAAGUCCUAAGCUGACUGCCAUUAGACUUUAGGUCUGAGAACUGAUUAAUUUCAUGAUAUGCUGGAUGUACGGCAGCUUGAUUCUUCUCAUAGAGAUCAUAUCGAUCUCGUAAAAUUAAAGUAGAUUGUGUAAUAGAUAUGGUGCAAAUAUUACAAGCACCGUCCUCCAAAGUUCUAAUAUGUAAGAUCUAGCUGGUAUUGGAACGAUACCAUGUACUGUUGCAUUUUAUCUGAAGAUGAAACGUAUGAGGUAUUUCUCCUCACAUUGCUACAAA
Messenger RNA from Phragmites australis (common reed), 1714 nucleotides. Its product is annotated as transcription factor BHLH089-like. Gene Ontology annotation, molecular function: protein dimerization activity; DNA-binding transcription factor activity. The record is from RefSeq and is a predicted model, not a curated record. The coding region runs from base 334 to 1377 and encodes 347 amino acids. Gene Ontology annotation, cellular component: nucleus. Gene Ontology annotation, biological process: regulation of DNA-templated transcription. The transcript has 8 exons. Lineage: Eukaryota; Viridiplantae; Streptophyta; Magnoliopsida; Poales; Poaceae.